AUGGUGAAAGAUUGCUUAGACUAUGCUCGAAGAUGCAAGGCUUGUCAGUUUCAUGCGAAUUUUAUACAUCUGCCGCCCGAAGCAUUACACCCGACCGUCGCAUCUUGGCCAUUUGACGCUUGGGGGUUGGAUGUCAUUGGUCUGUUGCCGAAAUCUUCUGGUGGACACUUGUACAUCUUGGAUGCAACCGAUUACUUGUCAAAAUGGGCCGAAGCUGUCGCUCUUAAAGAAGUGAAGAAGGAGAAUGUUGCGAACUUCAUCCGGGUAAACAUCAUCUACCGCUUCGGCAUUCCUCUUUACAUAAUAAUGGACAAUGGAAAGCCAUUUGAUAACAAAUUGAUGAACAAGAUUUGUGAUCUCUUCGGCUUCAAGCAGCGUAAAUCUUCUAUGUAUCAUGCUGCCGCCAACGGUCUAGUUGAAGCGUUCAAUAAGACUUUGUGUAACUUGUUGAAGAAGGUUGUCUCCAAGUCCAAAUGA
Messenger RNA from Lycium barbarum (goji berry), 477 nucleotides. RefSeq lists its product as uncharacterized. The record is from RefSeq and is a predicted model, not a curated record. Gene Ontology annotation, molecular function: nucleic acid binding. Lineage: Eukaryota; Viridiplantae; Streptophyta; Magnoliopsida; Solanales; Solanaceae. The coding region runs from base 1 to 477 and encodes 158 amino acids. The transcript has a single exon. Gene Ontology annotation, biological process: DNA integration.